Molecule: messenger RNA, 859 nt
Organism: Diospyros lotus (date-plum)
Lineage: Eukaryota; Viridiplantae; Streptophyta; Magnoliopsida; Ericales; Ebenaceae
Product: heavy metal-associated isoprenylated plant protein 23-like
Exons: 3
Coding region: 188-640 (150 amino acids)
Molecular function (GO): metal ion binding
Source: RefSeq, a predicted model, not a curated record
GAGAAAGCAAAGCAAAGGUUAGGAGACAGCAGCCUUUGGGAGAGUCUUUUCACUCACUUUUCUUCUGUGUUGGAAAGCUUAAAGGAAUUAAGGAAUUCAUUCUUGGAGGGAAGCUUCUUGCAAAUUCACCUUUUGAGUGCUAGUAAAGCUACCAUUUUCUUGGACCCAUUUGCGCAAAAUAGAAAAUAUGGGGGUUGCAGGCACCUUGGGGUACAUCUCUGAGCUGAUGAGCAGCGGCCAUAAACACAAGAAGAGGAAGCAAUUGCAGACUGUGGAGCUCAAAGUCAGGAUGGACUGUGAUGGUUGUGAGCUUAAGGUCAAGAAAGCUCUAUCUUCAUUAACCGGAGUUGAAUCCGUAGAGAUAAACAGGAAGCAGCAGAAGGUGACGGUGAGUGGGUAUGUAGAGGCAAGCAAGGUGCUGAAGAAGGCCAAGUCGACGGGGAAGAGGGCCGAGCUGUGGCCCUACGUUCCAUACAACCUGGUGGCUCAGCCAUUCGCAGCCCAAGCCUACGACAAGAGGGCGCCGCCUGGCCAUGUCAGGAUGGUGGAACACCCCACCACCGGCACCGUCUCCAGAUAUGGGGAUCCCUACACCUCCAUGUUCAGCGAUGACAACCCAAAUGCCUGUUCCAUCAUGUAAUCCCGUAGCUCAAUCAACAAGAAGAAAGAAGAAGAAGAAGAAGAAGAAGAAGAAGAAGAAAUGGUCGGUGGGUUCUAGAGGUGAUGGAUAGAUAGCUAAUAAUAGGUUGAUGCUAUCAAAAAAUUUCAUUUUAUUUUUUUUUUAUUUUUAUUUUAGUACAUUAAUUUUCAUUUGUACUUGCGAAAAUGAAAAUGGAAGACAUCGAUCGUUUGAUUUUGU